Molecule: messenger RNA, 1521 nt
Organism: Lactuca sativa (garden lettuce)
Lineage: Eukaryota; Viridiplantae; Streptophyta; Magnoliopsida; Asterales; Asteraceae
Product: Alcohol dehydrogenase transcription factor Myb/SANT-like family protein
Cellular component (GO): nucleus
Molecular function (GO): transcription cis-regulatory region binding
Source: RefSeq, a predicted model, not a curated record
AACAUCAAAAAGUCAAAAAGAAGCAUCAAAUCGCGCAGUUCAAACCCGUAAGCUCAUUUUAGCAUCAACCCCACGCUCUCUGCAAUCUCCAUUCGACUUCAAAACCCUAGCGACAAACACUAGGAAGCUUCGUUCACUUCGUAUCAUACCCUCAAAAAUUCAUUCACAAUAUUCGAAAUUUCGAAAUGUUCAUGUGAAAUUAGGGUUCAUCUCAGCGGAUCGAAAAUUUUCAGUUUUCCCCUUUCUCGCUCCAUUAAAGUUCGUAAAUGGAUUACAAUCCAUCGGUUCGCCCAAGACGUCCUGUUCGUAACAACAACAAUUACCAUGGUAAUAGUACUUACAACGAGUACGAAAACGAUGAAUUUGAAGAAGAAAACGAAGGUUUGAAUCAGAGAUACGGUUAUCAAGAGGACGAUGAAGAAGAAGAAGAAGACGAUGAUGAAUAUCAACAUGGAUAUUAUAGGGUUUCCGGAGGUGGAAUUGAUGCAGGUGAAUCUUCUAGGCGUCACCAGAAGAAGCGACGUUUAGAUAAUUUGGUUUCAAAUUAUGAAUUCGCCCCUCGUACCAAUGCUAAUCCUUCUAAAGAAGCUUAUGGUGGUGUUCCUGAUAGGUCAGGGGAUGAAUGGAGUGAAAAUGCAACUUUUGUGCUGUUAGAAGUGUGGGGCGAUAGGUAUUUGCAGUUAGGGAGGAAGAGUUUAAGGGGAGAUGAUUGGGUUGAGGUUGCUGAAAAGGUUUCAGAGAUGUGUAAAAUGGAAAUCAAUGAAACACAAUGUAGGAACAGGUUGGAGACAUUGAAGAAGAAGUAUAAGAAAGAGAAAGCAAAAAUGGAGGAUAUGGGUAUGGGUGGAAGAGGAUCAGAAGGGUAUCAUGGGAAAUGGGGAUUCUUUAAAAGAAUGGAUAUGUUAUUAUCUCCAAAGAAACAACACAAUGGUUUGCCUUGUGGGGUUGAUUCAGGGGAAUAUGUGUUUAUGAAUACCAAAGUUUAUUUAAAUCAAUCAAAUGCCUUGGAUGAGAUGAGGGAUAGCCCUGGGGAAUCAGAGUCUGAUGAAGAUGAUUCUGAUGACAGGAAAGAUGAUGAUGGAUUUAGAUUGUUGGCUGAAUCUGUUCAGAAUUUUGGGGAGAUUUAUGAGAAGAUCGAAGGUAGAAAAAGACAGCAGAUGAUGGAUUUGGAGAAGAUGAGGAUGGAUUUUCAGAGAGAGUUGGAAUUGCAGAAGAAGCAGAUUCUUGAAAGGGCACAAGAGGAAAUUGCAAAAAUAAGGGAAGGGGAUGAUGAAGAUGUUAAUUCGGUUGAAAAUUUAAGUGGAUAACCAGUGGCAAAUGGAUAGAUGAAAACCGAAGGUGUUACAUAUGGAGUCUUGAUCGUUUCUUCCUUCUUUCUUCCUUAUCUAGGAAUAAGAGAGGGAGGUUAGCAUGUUUUAUUGAUUGUAUUUUGACUUGAAGCUAUUAUGUGUCUCAAGUAAUAAUAUAAUGUUAUCCACAUUUUUAAUAAGCCUAAAUCUAUUUCUUUCCUCUUUAUGUAAA